Molecule: messenger RNA, 1535 nt
Organism: Helianthus annuus (common sunflower)
Lineage: Eukaryota; Viridiplantae; Streptophyta; Magnoliopsida; Asterales; Asteraceae
Product: transmembrane protein 45B
Exons: 3
Coding region: 521-1363 (280 amino acids)
Source: RefSeq, a predicted model, not a curated record
AUUUAAGGUGAGACGAGAGGCACAUGUUUUCCGGCAUAACCACAAGUCGUGGGCCCCAAAACCACCUCAUGGUCGUAAAAAUAUCACUCAAAUAAUAAAUCUACGAACCCAUAAUUGUAAACUUUUCAAGUUUUUCUUGCCGUUAUAAAAUCUUCCAUUUUUCUUUUUGUCACUUUUCCUUUUUUCCCAGAAGGCAUCUGUCCCCGAUCCCACCGUCUUCCUCAAUAAUAAUCACUUAAUCAUUCUUCUUUCACACCCAUCUCUCCAUUCUUGAUUUCCGUAAUCUUUUCAAUCAUAUUAUAAUCAUUCAACAAGCGUCCAUCAUUGAAUUUAAUUUAAUUUAAUUGAUUGGUUUGAAGAACUUGAAAUAAACAAGGGUAUUUGAUAUUUCAAGAUUCACCCUAAUUCGAAUCUUUUUCUUGGAUUAUCGAAUAAACCCGUCUCAAAUUCUUAGUUUUUUGUUCGAUUGUCGAAGAAUUUUUCGAGGAUCACGCGUUUGUGGAAUUUUGGGGACAAAAAAAUGGGAUCUUUUGCUGGACAUGUGGUUCCGGGGACACUGUUUCUUGUGGUAGGUGUUUGGCAUAUAUGGUGCAGCGUGGUCCGGUAUGCAGGGGAUCCGAGCUCGUUUCGUGUACGAGUGUGGAACCCUGUUCCGGGUUUUAACGAGAAGUUGAAGUAUUUGGAACUUUAUGUGAUAUCAGUUGGAGCUUUUAUUGAUAUGUGUAUAGAGCUUUUGUAUUCUACUCACCUUAAGUUCUUUGUUAACGGCGUCUUGAACCCGCAUCAUAUGAAUGAUUUUGAGCACGGUGGAAUGCUUCUGAUGUUCUUCGUUUUCAGUAUCGUUGCUUUGCUCUCUGAAAAAACCAGCUUUCUUCCAUUACCCGAAGGCGCGCUAUGCUUAAUAUCCGCCGCAGCAUUCUGCGCAGAGUAUCUUUUAUUCUUUUUCCACUCAACAACACACCAAGGUCUAGAGGGUCACUACCAUCUGCUUCUCGUUCUACUCGUGGCCCUUUGCAUUAUAUCAAUCGUCGCCGGGGCCCUCAUGCCCACAAGCUUCCCUGCUGACAUCUGCAGUGGCAUCGCCAUAACCCUUCAAGGCCUAUGGUUCUAUCAAACCGCAUUUACCCUCUACGGCCCUUCGAUGCCAGCUGGCUGUAAACUCGAAGAAAAUGAGAUUUCAUGCUCGUCACAUGACCAUGAGGUUCAUGGGCAGUUGCUAGCUAAUGUGCAGAUGUUCGGGCUUGUGUUCUUGGUUCUUGCCGGUGUUGUGGGGUCGUACAUUUUUGCGGAUAAAAGAUCUGGGAAGGAUGAGUUUGGAGUGAUUCAUAUGAAACCUCUUGAUGGAUUUCGCGAGGAGUUAUAAAGGGUUUUGUGUCAAAGUUUUCGACUUUUUUCGGUAGUUUAGAACUUGCAUAAGAUCAGGUACUUUGAACUUCUUAGUUUAUACUUUUUAGUAGUUUUCCUUUAUGUUAGUUGAAUUGUGUAGCACACAUAUUUUGUAAAAACUUUUUCUUUAAUAUUCGUUUGUGGUCCUA